Messenger RNA from Moneuplotes crassus, 1658 nucleotides. NCBI's taxonomy places the organism in Eukaryota, Ciliophora, Spirotrichea, Euplotida, Euplotidae. The record is from the annotation of a GenBank genome assembly.
UAUAAAUAUGAAAGCCAAGGACUUAAGCCUAAUGAUAAGCAGCCCCAAAGUGUCCACCCCUGUAGUUGGUCAUUUGAAUCCAAAGAAUUCUAAAUUAAAGUCUAUUUCUAAAAUCACUAGGAUUUCUGUAAAAUGUAGUGCAAGUGUCAAGGAACUCAGGCCUGACUUAUAAACAACAAAAAACUUGCCAUGAACCAGAAAAAUUGCUCAACAGGAUAUCCUGGCCUAGCCAAGGCGUCUAUAUCCAAUAUAUCAAUUAAAGAUAGUGGAACUGACCAAAAAUCGAAGCCAGCUUGUAUGGUUCCUAAUUUAAAACUUUUGGGUGAAAAAGAGCUAAAUUUGAAUACACUCAAGCUAGAGGCAAGUUCAGAAAAGGCCAAGCAUAAGUACAAAAAGUCUUAUGACAUCCAGAACAGAAUGCAGAUACUUAAUAACAAGAAAGUUAUUGAUAUGAGGAAAAGUCCUGUGGAACUUACUGGGUCAAGCGAAGAAGUUGAUUCUUCAAUCGAAUCUGAGUUACAAAAGCGGGCUCGGAAAUUUGUAGGGUCAAUGGUGAUCAGUAAGAAGUCAAAAUUUUAUAAGCAAACACACAGUGGAUCAAAGUUAUACACUGAAUUUGGACACCCAGGAUCAACGAAGAAACCAGGGGAAAGGAGCUCAAAUCCGAAGUUGAUGUUCACUGAACAACUAAGCAGGCGGAUGACUAAUAAUAAAAAGAAGAAUGUAGGAAAAAGAAUUAAGAAGCGGUCUAACAAAACUGCUACUAGUAUGACCCAUGCUAGAAUGAUGAUACUCUUGGAAUACAAGUCGAGGAAAGAUCGUGAUUUUGAGAGACAGAGGGUCAUCAAAGUUUUUAAAUAAGGGAGUUUUGGAUCUUUGACUCAAAAUAUUCAAUGACUUUAGGAAUAUAAGGAGGAAGUAUAAGCUUCCUAAAGUAGUCAUCCAAAGGAAAAUUGAUAUUGAAAAGUAUUAUUCAACAAUUCAACCUCAUAUUUAUGGAAAAGGCCAUUCUUCUUGAAGCUCUGAUGGAGCUGAGAAUGAUAUUCACUUAUUGCCAGGAGCAAGGAGAGACGCAAUUUCAACUGCUAAAUUAGCAGGUGUGUUCAGUUCACAACCACCAAGAGGCAAAACUCCAGAAGUAUCUCUCCCAAAAUAAUAUGAGGAAAGUCCUUUCACAAAGCAAAGGAUCUAGAAAGAAAACGUUCAAGGAUUUCUCAGCAUCUAGCACUUUUCUAAAACCUGCACCAAUCUCUGUUUCUAGGAAUCCGCUGAUGCAGAAGCAUAUCAAACUUGAUUUCAGACCAAAGAGAAAAUAAUAGUAAUGCUGGAGAAGCACCUCUCACUCUGUUUUCUCAUGACGAGCAUCAGAGUAAAAGAGCAAGUCCUUCUUUAUACACAACACAGAAGCUCAAGCAAAUAAACUCUGUAAAUACCUCUAAAAGUUAUUCACAAUUUUUGGAGCUUACAAAGAAGGAAAGCAGGUUAAAACUCAAAGCUAAGCUUCAAGGCCAACCAAGGUUCACCAAGGUAUUCCAUAAAUACAUGAGACUCGCUGCUUCGAAGAAAGAUGAAGGCAAAAAAGUAGUUGGAAAAGGUAAAGUGGCAGCUCAAAAGAAGGAGUAAACUCACUGGCUGCUUUUGACCUCUUCUUAAUCUUC